Molecule: messenger RNA, 1947 nt
Organism: Peniophora sp. CBMAI 1063
Lineage: Eukaryota; Fungi; Basidiomycota; Agaricomycetes; Russulales; Peniophoraceae
Source: the annotation of a GenBank genome assembly
AUGUUCAAAUCCUUCAGAAAGCGUCCCGCGACGCCUCCGCCGGAGCCGGAGCCGCCGCGCAAGUCGCCGUCGCUGCCGACGCUGUCUGCGACAGGCUUGCAAUGGCCAGCCGACCUGGUUGACCCCGACGCGUUGCGCAGCGCGUCGCCAGAGGCAGAAGCCACCGACGUCCCGACGCCUGGCUCGCCGGCGAGCCCGGCAAAAACGAGUCUCGGUGGCCCAGGGCCCGUACCGUGGCACAAACCCUUCCGCGCCAUGAGCGCGAGCAAUGGCAGUGGCGAACAUACUAUCUCACGUUUAUACGAACGCGAGCGAGCUGCUGCUUUCGACCCCCGCGCUGGUACCGAAAGCCCUGUGCCUACUGUCACUGCCCGUCCUCGCCGACCUGUACGCGCGCCACCGCAGUUCAAUCUUAUGGUCGCUGGCGCGCAGGGGACUGGAAAGACCACCUUCUUGCGGCUAUUACUGGCAACAUCCGAUCUCGCCUCGCAACCCACUCCAGAGUUACGCGCAUUUUUGCGUGGUUCGACUCGUCCGACGUCCAGUACGAACACAUUCGCCGCGGACCUCGCGGAAGCGCGGUUUGACCGGCUCGCGCUACGUGUGACGGAUACACCCGGAUUGGAUGUGCGCCCGGGACGCGAACUCGUUUUGGAGCGUCAGCUGGGCGCGCUGAUAUCGGGACUGGAGCAGAGGUUCAAGGAGACUAUGGAAGAGGAGAGCAAGGUCAUACGACCGGCAGCCGGGAGAAUGGACGGACAUGUGCAUCUUGUGGUCUAUAUGAUCGACCCGGACAGUAUCGUCAGCCGCAGGGAACGCGAGCGCAAGGCGCAUCACCGCCAGCACACGAGAACUCAGUCGGAUGCCACUGUUAGCGCUACACGUCACCUCGCGGAGACUAGCGAGAGUACACCACCGCUGACUUCCGACUCCGGCUCUGACUCAGAAGACGAGGAUGAGGCGGAAGAAGAAGAGGAAGAAGAGUUGACCAUGGCACCGGCCGACCUGCGCGCACUUGGGCGCCUCUCCCGACGGGCGAACGUUCUUCCUGUCAUUGCUCGUGCAGACAUGCUCUCCGACUCGAGACUUGCUCGCUGUAAAGCCACUGUACGUGCCGAGCUGGCCAAAGCCGAACUCGACCUAGGCGUCUUUGUCGCAACCCGGAGCGCCAAGAGCAGUGUUGGGCCGGAGGCAGCGGAUCCCAGCGUCGACGACGAGAUCUUGGCUGCAGCUUCUUCCGAUAGCCCUUCUGAAGUCAGCGAGAACGGAAACGGUCAUCUCGCCGUCCCUGAUGGUGAGGCUGAAGACGAGAGUGCUGUGGUAGAAGAGGAAGAGGAACCGCAACAACGCGCUCGCCCUGUCAUCAAGUUGCGCACAGGCAGACGUGCCUCUUCUGCUCGACCCACUCGUUCUCGUUCGCGCUCGCGCAUACGCAACGGAUCCGGUGGAGAACGCUCUCCCGUGCGUAUCGACCCUUCCGAGAUGGACAGCGUGCCAGUGGCUCGUUUCGAGGCUGCCCGCGUUGCGGAGCGUGAUCUCGCGCGUGCGGUUCCAUUCGCCCUGAUUAUGCCCGAGCGCACGCGGAGAGCUGGAAACGGCUAUGUAGGCGGAGGAGGCAGCGUGAGCGGACAUGGUCACCCCGACCAGAGCGUCAGCGGUCACUCGCAAGCAGACAGCUCGUUCGUUGGAACUGGCGCACCCGAGACCUUGCGGGGUGUGUUCACCCGCGCAUACCGAUGGGGUACUGUCGAUGUCCUGAACCCCGCACACUGUGACUUUGCGGCGCUGCGCGUCGCGGUGUUGAGCACGCACAUGAAGAUGCUGAAAACACACACUCGUGAGGUACUCUACGAGCGUUUCCGCACUGAGAAGUUGCUCGUCCGGCGCGCGACGCAGAAGAUCGGUGAGAAGGAGGCUAAGCGUCUAUUCGAAGAUCUAGGGCUCUGA